Molecule: messenger RNA, 378 nt
Organism: Protopolystoma xenopodis
Lineage: Eukaryota; Metazoa; Platyhelminthes; Monogenea; Polystomatidea; Polystomatidae
Source: the annotation of a GenBank genome assembly
AUGUCUGAUUACGAACGUGUACUUCUCGUUAAGAAGGAAGUUUUUGUCUAUCGCAUUCCACCACGCCAAUCAAAUAGGGGCUAUAGAGCUGCCGAUUGGAACCUAGGGGAGCCUUUCUGGACCGGUCGCUUACGUGUUGUCUCCAAAGGAAAUGACCUAUCUAUUCAAUUAGAAGAUAAAGUAUCCGGUUCGCUGUUUGCAAACUGUCCUGUACCUUCAUUUCCAGGUAUUGCAGUCGAAUCCGUUCUCGACUCAAGCCGCUAUUUUGUAAUCAGAUUAAUGGAUACAAACGGCCGGACUAUGUUCGCUGGAAUUGGAUUUGCCGAGAGAGGAGAUUCCUUCGAUCUAAAUGUUGCUUUAUCUGAUUAUUUUAAGUAA